This is a messenger RNA of Globicephala melas (long-finned pilot whale), 3045 nucleotides long. It is a transcript of the gene C17H8orf33, whose product is annotated as chromosome 17 C8orf33 homolog. Lineage: Eukaryota; Metazoa; Chordata; Mammalia; Artiodactyla; Delphinidae. The record is from RefSeq and is a predicted model, not a curated record.
AGAGAGUUAGGAAGUGACGCAAGAAACUGGGAUCUACCCAGAGAAGGGAAAAGGAUCAGAGAGGGAAUAAGUGAAGAAAGGUAAAAACGCAACUGAAACACACACAAAAAAUUGUGCAGUGUAUGGAGAACGUGCUGUGAUGGAUCGAACGUGUCCAAAGUGGUUUGCGAAGUUUUGUGCUGGAGAUUUCUUGCUGGACGAUGUUCCAUGGUUGGGUAGACCAGUUGAAGUUGAUAGCGAUCAAACAGAGAACAUUAAUUGAGAGCAAUCAACGUUAUACCACACGGGAGAGAGCCGACAUACUCAAAAUAUCCAAAUCAAGCGUUGAAAAUCAUUGGCACCAGCUUGGUUCUGUUCAUCGCUUUGAUGUUUGGCUUCCACAAGAAGUUACACCGGAAAAGCCUUCUUGACCGUAUUUCUGCAUGUGAUUCUCUACUUGAACAUAAUGAAAACGUUCCAUUUUUAAAACAAAUUGUGAUGGGUGAUGCAACGUGGAUACUGUACAAUAAUGUGGAACGGAAGAGGUCGUGGGGCAAGUGAAAUGAACCACCACCAACCACACUGAAGGCCAGGCUUCAUCUAAAGAAGGUGAUGUUGUGUAUAUGGUGGGAUUAGAAGGGAGUCCUCUAUUAUGAGCUCCUUCUGGAAAAUCGAACGAGUAAUUCCAACAAGUACUGCUCCCAAUUAGACCAAAUGAAAGCAGCGCUCAUCGAAAAGCGUCUGGAAUUAGUCAACAGAAAACACAUACUCUUCCAUCAGGAUACCACAAGACCGCAUGUUUCUGUGACGACCAGGCACAAGCUGUUCCAGCUCGGCUGGGAGGCUCUGAUUCAUCCGCCGUACUCACCAGUCAUUGCGCCUUCGGAUUUCCAUUCGGUCUUUACAAAAUUCUCUUAAUGGAAAAAAUUUCCAUUCCCCAGAAGACUGUAAAAGGCACCUGGAACAGUUCUUUGCUCAAAAAGAUAAGAAUUUUGGGGAAGACGGAAUUAUGAAGUUGCCUGAAAAAUGGCAGGAGGUAGUGGAACAAAACGGUGAAUACGUUGUUCAAUAAAGUUCUUGGUGAAGAUGAAAAAUAUGUCUUUUGUUUUUACUUAAAAACCUAAGGAACUUUUUCACCAACCCGGGACUAACUACUGGGAUGACCAAACUCUACCUUCUGAGACCUCCCGUCCCCUCGCCUCAGGAAACAAUGCCGAUUUCACUGACAGGAAUCAUCGGACAGCAGCCCCUCAGACUCCUGUCCUCUCAAGCAGCACCACGGCACCCGGGUCCUCCUGACGCCUGUGAUAUGGGGCCAGGAGCGGCGCGUGGUGGGGGGGCGGCCCUGGGCAGGGAGCGCAGAAGGGCAGGUAGAUGGUGCCCACGUCGGGACGCCAGCAGGUGCGCGGGGUCUUCCUGUUUCUGAAUCCCCUCCAGGUCCUCCCCUCCCCUACCCCAGCCCCUCUGGGCCCUCACCACACAGCAGCAUCUGGGUAAGGCCGCGUCACUCCUCGGAUGGAUGAACGUCCCCCAGUGCUUCCACUGCGCUUACAACAGAAGCCGCCUCCCGCUGCGGUCCAGGGCCCUGCAACUCCCCCACCUCGCCUUGCACCUCGGCCCCGCCCUCCUUUCCGCUGCCGGACCAGCCCCUCCAGGACUGCUGCUCCUCGCAGGACUUUGCUGACCACUCGGCGCCCCGUUGGGGCAGCUGUUAUUCACAGCGCCGCUCUGGGUGACAGCUUUUCAUGUCUGUUUACCUGCUUUUCCCUCCCCACUAGCAGGUGAGCUUUAAGGGCACACCUUAGGCGUAGUCCUUUGAUCCAGAGCAGUACCUGCAACAUUGUCAGUGUUGGGGAGGGUCUCCUGCAGACCGCGCUCCGAACGGCCGGGGCCCCGCCCACCGCGCCCCGCCCACCGCGCUCCGAAAGGCCCGGGCCCGCCCAACGCGCUGCCAGCGCCCCGCGGAACUCUGCUACGCAGACGUGUUUCGCGGGGAGCGAAUUCGGCGUCGGUCCUGAAGCCCUCCUCAGGGUCUGGCUGCGGCUGCAGCGCAUGGCGGCUCCAGGACAUCCUGCUCGGGAGACAUCGGCAGCCCCAGGGCACCCUACGUGCAGUGACGCUGCCUCCAGGGCCAAGAAACAAAAGAAGAAGAAGAAAACCCGGAAUGGGGCCUCUGCGGCUAAUGGAGGCGGGAAAGCCACAGAAUCGCCGGCCUCAGAGGAAGCCCCCCUAAGUGCGGAGGCCCAGGCGGAGCAGCUGGCCCGGGAACUGGCCUGGUGCGUGGAAAAGCUGGAGCUGGGGCUGAAGAUGCAGAGACCCACCCCUAAGCAGAAAGAGCAAGCUCUUGGGGCAAUCCGAACCCUGCGCAGCCGAAGAACCCCCCUGCCCCGGAAGAGGCAGCUGAUGCACUCCUUGUUCGGGGACUACAGGGCUCAGAUGGAAGCCGAGUGGUGCGUGGCCCUGCGGGCUCUCAGGACUGCUGCCCACUCAGUCCAGGUGCAGCCUGUAGGUGAGGCCGCCAGAAAGAAGAGCCAAAGGGUCUGCAGGCCUCGUCUAACAGGGAGAGCCAAGGACACCCGAGACACUCCUGAUGAAGAGUUUAGGUUCAAUUUCUUUUAGCCUCUUCCCCAUUCUGGAACGAUUCUCCUCUGCGGUUGGUGCAGGGGUUUGUCUUGAGUGCAGAGCUUUCCAGGAAUGCUCUGUCAGACAGAUGUGGGGUUGCUCUGUCCCUGGCUGGUCAGUGAAUCUGGUGCCAUGGCUGUUGGGAAGAUGCAAGACCUGCAUGUUGGGUACUGACCUGACUGUCAGACAAGCCCAGGACCCCGUUUAUAGGUUUUCAGCUGAAAUGUCUCUCCUGCCAGAAGAGGGCGGUCCAUUCAGAAGUUUCUACAGUAAACUGAAGUGAGUGUUUAGCAUGUUGUAGAAGGACUCUUUUAACAGGCUUAGGAGCAGACUAAGUAGAUGUUGGUAAUAAGGAUUAGUAGGGAAGCAACAUAGUUAUGCACUGGUGCUCACUUAUGGGAGGAUGUUCUGUCAGGUGGUGUAGAGCUCCAUGCCAAUUGUGUC